Messenger RNA from Rotaria sp. Silwood1, 4266 nucleotides. The record is from the annotation of a GenBank genome assembly. Lineage: Eukaryota; Metazoa; Rotifera; Eurotatoria; Philodinida; Philodinidae.
AUGAUGAAAAGUUCAAUUGUAUCUAGUACACUACCGCGAUCUAUUGCUAUCGGUGAUUUUAACAAUGAUCAUCAAAUGGAUAUUGUUGUAGCAAAUUCUGGUACAAAUACUAUUGGAAUAUUUCUUUCACAAGACAAUGAAACCUUUACUACUCAACAAAUAUAUUCAACUGGAUUCGACUCUCGUCCUUAUUCACUUGCUGUCAGUGAUUUCAAUAAAGACAAUUAUUUAGAUAUUGCUGUCGCUAAUUAUGGUGCCAAUAAUAUUGGGAUAUUCUUAGGAAAUCAAAAUGGAACAUUUGCUAAUCAAAAAGUGUUUUCACUUAAUUCUUCUCGUCCAUUUUUUAUUACUACUGGAGAUUUCAAUAAUGAUAAUCAAACGGAUAUUGUUGUAGCUAACCAUGGUACUAAUACUGUUGGUGUUCUUAUUGGAAAUGGUAACGGAUCUUUUCAAGAUCAAAUAACUUAUUCUACUGGUUAUGAUUCUCUUCCAUAUGGAUUAACGGUUGGUGAUUUUAACAAAGAUAAUCAACUAGACAUUGCUGUGGUUAAUUAUGGUACUAAUAAUAUUGGUAUUUUUCUUGGUUAUAGCAAUGGAACAUUUGCAAAUCAAAAAACCUAUACAACUACUCUCAAUUCGAAACCGUCAUCUAUUACUGUUGGAGAUUUAAAUAAUGAUAAUCAUCUUGAUAUUCUAGUUACGAAUUCUGCUAAUGGCACGAUUGGUAUUUUUCUUGGUUAUGAGAAUGGUACGUUUGCGAUACAAAAUAUAUUCUCGAUAAGCUCCAAAUGUCGUCCACAUUAUAUUAGUGUUGGUUAUUUUGAUGAGGACAAUCAACUAGAUGUUGCUGUUGUUGAUUCAGAAAACGAUCAAGUACAUAUUCUUCUACAAUAUGAUAAUAGAACAUUUGCUACAACAACUACAUAUGAUGGAAUAAAUGGAUCUCAUCCAUUGUUUAUUGCUGUGGCAGACUUUAAUGAUGACAAUCAAUCAGAUAUUGUUAUAGUCAAUUAUGGUACUAAUAAUAUACUUGUACUUAGUCAAUAUUUUAUAAAACCAUCAACAAGACAAACAAAUUAUAUUAUUGGAAAAGACUCCCGUCCAUCGUCAGUCGUUAUUUAUGACUUUAAUAAUGAUGAUCGAUUAGAUUUAUUGGUUAAUAGUUUUGACAAUGAUAACUUACUUUUACUAACUGGUAAUGAUGAUGCAACUUUUAACCAAGCAACAAUAUAUUCGAGUGGAAAUAAAUCAGCUCCAAAAGGCUUAUGUAUUGGUGACUUUAACAACGACAAUCGAAUGGAUAUUGUUACGGCUAAUUAUGGUUCUGAUAGUGUAGGUAUUCUUCUUGCACAAGACAAUGGAACUUUUUCUAAUGUCAUAAUUUACUUUGUGGGUCAUGAUUCUAAACCGUGGUCAGUCGCUGUUGGAGAUUUCAAUAAUGACGGCCGAUUAGAUGUUGUCACUGCGAAUUCUGGAUCUGGAGGUUUGGGUAUUUUUCUUGGACAUGGUGAUGGGACACUUGAUAACGUGACGACAUACUCUACUGAUAUUAUUGUUGAGCCGUUAUCAGUUGCUGUUGGUGAUGUCAACAAUGAUAACCGGUUGGAUCUUGUUAUCACUGGUUACAUCUCUAACAAUGUGGGUGUCCUUAUUGGUCAUGGUGAUGGAAUUUUUCUUGACACAACGAUCUAUUCUGUUGGUAUUUUUUCUGGUCCAGCUGUUGUUUGUCUUGUAGAUUUGAAUAAUGAUGAUUACCUGGAUAUUAUUGUCUCCACUAUAGACGGAGGUUUUGUAGGUAUUCUCCUUGGAUACGGAAGUGGAGCCUUUCAAGAAAUCACAAUAUAUUCGACUAGCCCUACUUCAUCCCUUUACUAUGUGACUGUUACUGAUUUUAACAACGAUCAUCAGCAAGAUUUGGUUGUGACCGAUACUAUCAAUGACGAAGUAAUCAUCUUUUAUGGAUACGGUAACGGCAGUUUCCAACUUGCAAGAAGAUAUUCUACUGGUUAUGGUUCGAAGCCGUAUGCCAUCACAACCGCCAAGUUAAACAAUAACAUACAAAAAAAUAUUGUUGUUACUCUCUGGGGCACUGGAAAUAUUGGUGUGUUAACUGAAUAUGCUGCAGCAGAUUUCGCAAAUCAAAAAACAUAUUUAACUGGUUCGGCUCCACAACCGUAUUCUGUAACUACCGGUAAUUUCAAUGAUGACAGUUACGUAGACAUAGCUGUCGUCAAUUCAGGAAGUAAUAAUUUAGAUAUAUUUUUUAAUUCUGGUAAUGGUACAUUUCUAACGCAAAUAACGUAUCCUACUGGUGCUGAUUCAUAUCCACGAUAUGUUAUCGCUAGUGAUGUUAACAAAGAUAAUUAUUUAGAUAUAGUUACUGUUAAUUCAAAGGAUAAUAGUGUUAGUGCAUUUGAAGGACAUAAUAAUGGAACUUUUGAUAUUCCAAAAGUGUAUUUAACUGGGGAAGAUUCAUAUCCUUUGGCACUAGUUAUCGGUGAUUUCAAUAAUGACAAUCGAAUAGAUUGUAUCAUUGCUAAUGCAGGUACAGAUAGUAUAAGUGUACUUCUUGGAUUUGAUUAUACAUCAUUUCAAAGUGGUCAGACUUAUUCCAGUAAGAAUAAUCGAAGACCACAUAAUAUCAUCACUAGUGACUUCAAUAAUGAUAAAUAUCUUGAUAUUGCCGUUACUUUUUCUAUAAGUGAUAGGAUAGGUAUUCUUCUCGGAUAUAGUAACGGAAGUUUUGGUGUUAUGAUGACUUAUUGGACAGGAAAUGGUUCACUACCUGAAUCAUUGGCUGCUGAUGAUUUUAACAAUGAUGGACGAUUGGAUAUUGUUGUCGUUAAUUCAGGUACUAAUGACAUAGGAAUCCUUGCUGGAUAUGGCAAUGGAAGUUUCUCUACUAUGAUAAGAUAUUCAACUGGAAAUGAUUCUGGUCCGCUUGCAAUCGUCUUAACCGAUAUAAACAAUGAUGGUUGGACAGAUAUUGUCGUGGCCAACUAUGCUAGUAACAAUAUAGGUAUUCUACUUGGAUUUGGUAAUUUGACUUUCGAUAACAUAAUUACUUAUCCAAUCGAAAGUGAUUGGCAUCCAUUAUUUGUUGCUGCUGGUGAUUUUGACAAUGAUGGCCAAAUAGAUAUUGUCGUUGCUAAUUAUCAUGUUAGUAGUAUCAGUCUUUUGUUAGGUUAUGAAAAUGGAAGCUUUACAACUCAAGUGAGUUAUUCAACGGGUUAUCAAUCUUGGCCGUCUUCUAUAACUGUUGGAGAUUUCAAUAGAGACAAUCGACUUGAUAUUGCUACUAGUAAUUAUAAUAUAAAUAAUGUUGGCAUUUUUCUCGGAUAUGGAAACGGUAGUUUCGCUCCUGUCAGGACAUGUUCUACUGGAGAUGGUUCUGCUCCACAAUUUAUUGAAGCUCGUGAUAUUAAUAAUGAUGGCAUAUUAGAUAUCGCUGUCGCUAAUUAUGGAACUAGCAAUAUUGUUGUACUUUUUGGACUUGGAGAUGGAGAUUUUCUACUGGGAAACACAUAUCGCACUGGUGUAGGAUCCGCACCGUAUGCGCUAACUAUUGGCGAUUUUAACCAUGAUUCCCAAUUAGAUAUUGCCGUCGUAAAUGAAAGAUCGAACGAUAUAAGCAUUUUUCUUGGAUAUGGCAGAAAACUUUUUGCCGGCGGAACAUCAUAUAAUUUGGGUUUUGGAUCCCAGCCACACACAGUCGCUAUUGGUGAUCUAAAUAACGAUGGUCUAUCGGAUAUUGUCGUAGCUAACUAUGGUACUGACAAUGUAGGUAUUUUACUUGGACUUGGUGAUGGAGUUUUUGAUACUGUAACAAUAUAUUCAACUGGAGUUGGUUCUGCUCCAUACUCUGUUUCUGUAGCUGAUUUUAACAACGACAAUCAAUUGGAUAUUGUUGUUACUAAUUCUGAAACUGAUAACAUUGCUAUUCUGUUUGGUUAUGGUAAUGGUUCGUUUGUAAUUGGAGAAACAUACUCAACUGGUGCUCUUUCUCGACCAUGCGCUGUUGCCGUAAGUGAUCUCAAUAAUGAUAAUAUAUUGGACAUUGUCAUUGCGAAUUCUGGCACUAACAAUAUAUUACUACUUUAUGGUUAUGGAAAUGGACUUUUUGGAAACGAAACUUCUUAUGCUUUAGGCUACGGAUAUCGUCCAUCCUCGGUUGCAGUCAAAGAUUUGAACCAGGAUAGUUGGAUGGACAUUGUCAUUGCAUGUUAUGGUACCAAUCAUGUAGAAACUUUAAUAAAAAUGUGUUAG